This is a messenger RNA of Dracunculus medinensis (Guinea worm), 1222 nucleotides long. The record is from the annotation of a GenBank genome assembly. Lineage: Eukaryota; Metazoa; Nematoda; Chromadorea; Rhabditida; Dracunculidae.
CUGACAAGAGGGGUGAGAUCGUUUCGUCGGCGAGUCAUUUAUAGGAAGAGGUGCAGUGGAUAGGUGCCCAUCGGCCAACCCGAUUUCAUUUUUAACGGCAGGUUUACUCGAUGGAAGUGCUGCAAUGAAAUCCAUUUUGCUUCGCUCUUAGUUGAACCAUCCGAACAUCUGAAAAUAAUGUGCAUUUCUUAGAUGUUUUUUAUUUUCAGAACUUAUAUUAAUUAUUUCAUUUCUGAUAAAAGAUUUCCGGUUCUUAUCAAUUAUAUGGUAAUCAUGAUAAUCAAAUUUAAAUUCGAUAAGGAAUGUUAAGAAAUGGAUGGUGAUGAAGGGAAUCUGUAUCUCAUUCACUCGUAUUUUCUUGCAUAUAUCUGUGAUAAAUAUAGUUUGUUCUGCAGUGAAAAGCGGAAAUAUAUAUACUUUCGGACGAAUCACAACGAAGUUUGCUUUUUGAUAAGAAUUGGUUCUUUAUGCUUAGGCCUUUUUAAAAAUUUUUUUGCCAGAAAUUUAUUAAUCAUUACCAUUUAUCAUUAAUUUUUUAUCUAUCAUUAGAACCCUUACCAUCAAUUAUUUAUAUUAUUUUAAAAUUUUAAAUUUAGUCAUUUCAGCAUCAUUUCUUAAUAACACCUUUUGUAGGGAGCAGGAUUUUAUCGAUCAUUUUCUUAUACUGUGAAAAAAAGGACAAUGAAAUUCUACAUAUAAUUGCCAGAUAAAGUGAUGAGGAGGCUUUAUCGCAAAAGAAUGCAUGCUAUUUGCUGGAAAUAAGCAAAUAGUCAUAUGGAAAUGGUCAUAAAAGAAAAGAAAUUUUUAAUGAAAAAAAUUUUGAUUAAUUUUAAUAAAAAAAUUUUAGUGCAAAGAUGCAAUAAAAAAAAGAUAUUCAGUUUUCUUCCCUCAUAGUAAAUUUUGACAAUAAUAAUAUUUUUAUAUUCUUUUAGUAAUACCGAAUUACAAAAUAAUUGAAGUGGUAAUAAAUAACAUAACGGAUAUGGAUAUGUUAUUAUUAAAUAAUUACUGCUUUUUCUAUAGCCUAAAUGAGUCAGAAGUGGUGAACGUUCUUAGAAAAAAUUGUAGAGUUUAAAAAAAAGAUUUAGCAAGAAUGCAGAAUUUUAUUUAUUGCCAAAAUAAUUACCUUAGAGAAAUAUGAAUAAUUUUAAAUAUUUUAAAAUUUUCUAUAAUAUUUCCCAUUUUAGAAAUUAUUUAUAUAAUUAGCUAUUUCAGCCAAAAA